Messenger RNA from Brienomyrus brachyistius, 1724 nucleotides. RefSeq lists its product as uncharacterized. Lineage: Eukaryota; Metazoa; Chordata; Actinopteri; Osteoglossiformes; Mormyridae. The record is from RefSeq and is a predicted model, not a curated record.
UAGUGGUGAUGCAAACACAACGUGCACACACCCUUAAUGUUUUUGAAUUAACCAAUGAACAGGAGUUAAAAACAAUAAUAACUAAAACCAAACCAACCACUUGUCCACUGGACCCUAUCCCCACUCAACUUCUCAAAGAAUCCCUAGAUGUUCUGGCAAGACCUAUAACAGCCAUAAUUAAUGCAUCCCUCUCCUCAGGUGAUGUGCCGGAUCAAUUUAAAGUAGCUGUAAUCAGACCACUACUGAAAAAAUCAGGUCUGGACCCACAGAAGCUUAUUAAUUAUAGACACGUCUCUAACGUACCAUUUUUGUCCAAAGUUCUGGAGAAGAUUGUGGCUGCUCAACUUCAGUCAUACUUGAAGAUGCACAACAUACUGGACAGAUUCCAGUCGGGCUUCUGUCCAGGGCACAGCGCUGAAACUGCCUUAACUAAAGUCGUAAACGACAUAACAAUGGCGACUGAUGCUGAUAAUGGGACGGUGUUUAGAUCUUAGUGCAGCAUUUGACACGGUUGACCAUACUACCCUAUUACAAAGACUAAAAUUUGAUGUUGGGUUGCAUGGAUUGGUGUUUAAGUGGUUCGAAUCAUACUUGACUAAUCGAUAUCAAUAUGUCCAAGUGUCAAGUAACUUUACUCCAUCAUCUAUGUCACCAGUCAAAUAUGGAGUACCACAGGGAUCAGGUCUCGGUCCUUUAUUGUUCUCUCUAUAUAUGCUGCCUUUAGGUGACAUAAUGAGAAAACAUAAUGUUAACUAUCAUUCCUAUGCAGAUGACACACAAAUAUACAUGUCAGUUACGCCUAAUGACACUGUACCUAUUGUCACUUUAACUAAUUGUUUUACUGAACUAAAAACUUGGAUGGCCAAAAACUUUUUAUCUUUAAAUGCCCAGAAAACCGAGGUUCUGUUGUUUGGAGGCAGGUCCACGGAUAAGAAUACCAUUAUUUUCACACUCCAUUCCAAGGGGCUGAACUUUUCCCUCAACAGCAUAGCACGUAACCUGGUCUGCUUCCUGCAGCUGUGUAACAUUGGCAAACUACGACGAUUUCUCUCUAUGCAAGACGAUGAGAAACUGAUAAAUGCCUUUGUAUACAGUAGGUUAGACUACUGUAAUGCUCUGUUAUCCGGGAGCACACACUGCACAUUGCAUACUUUUAAGCGGAUUCAAAAUGCAGCAGCCCGAAUUGUCACUAGGAGAAAGAAGUUUGAACACAUAACGCCUGCUCUUAGCUCCCUGCACUGGUUUCCUGUGAGGUUCAGGACUGACUUCAAAGUUCUCCUACUCACAUAUAAAGCACUUAAAGGCCUAUCACCUAGCUACCUAACAGAGUUACUCCAAGUUUACAGCCUGCACCGUCCACUCAGGUCGCAGAAUGUAGGUUUCCUUGUAGUGCCACAUAUAACUAAGCGACUUGGUGGUAAAGCAUUCUGCUACGGGGCCCCUAUACUGUGGAAUGGUUUACCAGCCUAUGUUCGGGAUGCUGAAUUGGUCUCAGUCUUUAAAUCUCGACUGAAGACCUAUUACUUCAGUUUAGUUAGUUUAGUUAACACUUAACACAUAAUUAUGGCUGCUGAUGCUGCUGUACGUGGCAUUUUUACCUACCGUGCUUGUCCAUUAAUGUAUCAGUGCACUCUUUGACACCUGCACUCAAUGUCUUUCUUCCCACACGUCUGGAGGGUGCCCGAGGGGGCACCUUCUGAGCUGCCAUCAGGGUCUACGGAUGG